This is a messenger RNA of Penicilliopsis zonata CBS 506.65, 715 nucleotides long. RefSeq lists its product as hypothetical. The transcript has 4 exons. Lineage: Eukaryota; Fungi; Ascomycota; Eurotiomycetes; Eurotiales; Aspergillaceae. The record is from RefSeq and is a predicted model, not a curated record. The coding region runs from base 254 to 646 and encodes 130 amino acids.
GCGAGCAGACGAGGGGCACUUGAUCUGCAAGGAAGAUAAAGUACCCUGGCUACCUGCAGAGACGGUCUCGCCUCUAGAUGCCGAAAUCAGAGCAACUGCAAGGAAUCGUCAUUGAGCUCGAAUACGUCGUACAGGGACUCGGUAGACGGACGAUCGGCACUCGUGCUGCCAGCUAUUGGUUUAUACCACCCUUUUGCACAAAAAUCUUUGAUACGGAUUCUUCAUUAGGUACGAAAGGUUGUACGGAAUACUUAUGGGAUCGAUACGUCAAGUUCGCGCGUGGCCAUGCCUCUGCCUGAGAUCUAGACUUGCCAAGUUGAAUCUAGACGAAAUUCAUCCUUCUCUACACCUCCACUCUUCACCUCUCCACCUUCAGUUAACCAGGGUCGUCUGGCUGCCGCCGAACCUGGUCGAGAAAUUCGACGACAAAGGAUAUCUCAACGGUGUAAUAAGGAGUCACCACCAGCAGCAUGUUAAUGAAAAGCUGCCUAUGCCCUGCGCGUGGACCGUAUCAGCUGAUCAAGACCUCGACGCCCUCCUGAGGGAAUCCAUCGUUGCGAAACCGGUUCGUGGGCGUGGAAGCCAUGGCGCCAAGGUGUGCUAUGUAACAGGGGAGUUUACGGACUCAUCUAACCUCCCUGUUUGAUGAGUCGCCGGUUGUUCUACUUGAAGAGUUUCUAGCCGAUGAAGAGGCUACAAUAGCAGUGAUAAAAUC